Molecule: messenger RNA, 2885 nt
Organism: Bradysia coprophila
Lineage: Eukaryota; Metazoa; Arthropoda; Insecta; Diptera; Sciaridae
Source: RefSeq, a predicted model, not a curated record
UAGUAGUACUAUUUUUCGGCAUUAAAUAAAAUUUGUAACGAGCACAGCGAAAAAUUAUUGCUUUUACUGUCAUGGUAUCGAUACGAUCGGAAUCGGUGGAUAGCUAUAACCACAUCUUAACCGGAGACGAGUUGAACGAUAUUGUUCGGAAAACUUUAAAAACUGUGAACCAAGUCAAUGUUACCGAAUACGAAAUAAAAUCCGAUCGGAAUGCAUUUGGUUACUUGGGCGAGUAUUUUCGGCUGACCGUUCACGUGGAAAGUACAACAUCAACUUCAAGCCAAACAUUAAAGUACUUCAUAAAGUCUCUUCCCAUCAACGAUGAGGCACAGAGGAAGUACAUCGAAAGUUAUGGAAUGUUUCAGAAAGAGGGUGUCUUAUACAAUGACCUCCUCUCGCAACUAGGUGGAACCGACUCGAGUUCAGUCUCAGCAAAAUGGAGACCAGAGUGUUUCUUGGCUCGAUCCGAUUUACUGGUCUUCGAAGAUCUGAAUCUUCUCGGAUAUUCCCAUUUGGAGCAUCGUACGGCGCUGCAAAUUCCACAUAUCGAAUGUACGUUGAAUAGUAUAGCAAAAAUGCAUGCAGCGGGCAUUGCGUACGAGACGAGGGAAGCGACUAACAUUGGUAGUAAGUUUAAAGACGUGCUGUUUGAGCCAUCGAUUGGUUUAACGAAUACAUGGCACUUGGUUGGACUGCAGGCAGUAAAAUUUAUUGCACCACUCACUCCAAACUUUGCCAAAUACAAAGACUGGUCGACCCAGAAAUUCGACAAACUGAUCGCACCCAUCUACGAAAUGAUGUUGGAAUCGACAAAAUACCGAAAUGUGUUAUGCCAUCGCGACCUCUGGCAAAGCAAUUUAGUUUACAAAUUCGAACGAAACGUGAAUGAUAACAUUGAUCAAUCCAAACCAAUUGAAUGUGUUCUGAUUGACUAUCAAAUUUGUCGUUAUCUACCACCAGUUGUUGAUGUUAUUGGCUUAAUUAGUGUCAGCACUAGGCUUGAACAUCGUAAACAGUAUUAUGGUCGUUAUCUGCGAUAUUAUUAUGAUGCCUUAGCAAGGGAAUUGAACGAGUACAAAAUUGAGGCGAGCAACGAGCUUAGUUGGGAUGAAUUUGUUCAAAGUUCCAGAGAGUUGAAAUUACUUCCCUUGGCCAUCAAUGCGGUGUGUAUACCACUGACUACGUUAUCGUCCGAAAUUUUGUUGUCAUUGAAGACUGAGAAUCCAGCCAGGUACAUGCGAACUAUGACCGUUAAUAGGCAUGAAUUCAUACUGGAGUACAUGGAAAAGGAUGCUGAGUAUAAAGAAAUUGUGAUGGAAAGCUACAGUGAACUGUUGGACUGUAUGUUUGGAAUAAAUGACUAUCUAUGCACAUUACUGAAAUCAAUCCCAGGUGUAGAGGUAAUCGCAUUUGCCGACGAUAUUGCUAUUUUGGUCACUGGCGAUGAUAUAUCGAUUAUGGAAUCCAUCAUGAACUGUGCCUUACACAUCUUAUCGGUUUGGUUAAUAUUGCCAAAUAUUGUGAAAUACCAAAACAGAAAGAAGAAGAAGAUGUCGACAUCGAAUCUACAAUUGAUCGAAACAAGUAAAUUGUUUUCGGAAGAAGAAUGUGCGGAAAUCGUCCGAAAAACUUUGAAUCGUGAAAGUGUUUCCGUUAAAAGUGUCGAGUUGUUCGGUAAUAAAACAGUUUUCGGUUUUUUGGGUGAAUAUUUCCGGUUGAUCAUUCAUGUCAAUGAUGGCAACGAAUCAGAAGCGGAAAAUGGUACCGAUGAUCAGUCAAAGCCUUUUGUCUACUUCAUCAAAUCGCUUCCAAUCUCGAACGAAGUAAAGAGGAAACACAUGGAAAAGUUCAAUAUGUUCAGCAAGGAAUGGUUCAUGUACAGUCAACUAUUGCCACAUUUCCAAGAAGGAUACGAUUCCAGUCAGUGGCAUGCAAAGUGUUAUCUAGCACGGCCAGACGUACUCGUUCUGGAAGAUCUCACCGAAUUGGGCUACCGACAUAUCGAAUAUCGCAGUCGUUUCAAUACAGCGAUGAUUGAGUGCUGUCUCAGAAAUGUUGCAAAGCUACAUGCCGAUAGCAUUGCAUACGUUGAGAAUGUACUACGGAAGGAGAAGUUUGAGGAGAAAUUUGCAGAUUAUUUGAACGAGAUAUCCAUUAGAGAAGACGAUGAAUGGUUCCAGUGUGGACUACGGGCAAUCAAGGGAUGCGCCCCAUUGGCGAAAAACUUUUACAAAUACAAAGACGAAUGGUCGGAUGAGGAAUUUGAUAAGCGUACUAAGAAAACGUACGAAAUUGUGAAGCCAUCGAAAGUUUAUCGAAAUGUUCUGUGCCAUCAGGAUCUCUGGGCGAACAAUAUAAUGUUUAAAUUCGAACCGAUGCCAAACUCAAACCAAUCAGAUCUGGAUAGACCUAUCAACUCCGUCUUCAUGGACUUCCAGUUCUACAGGUACGCUCCACCAGCAAUCGAUGUUCUACAACUACUCACGAUGACCACACGAUUAGAUUAUCGACGUCAGAACUACGAAAUGCACUUCAAAUAUUACCACUCACGCUUGAGCGAUGAACUGAAACGCCGUGGAUUGGAUGUGGAUGAAAUUUUGCCGUGGAACGAGUUUCGAUCGAGCUGUGACGAUCUGCGACAGUUUCCGGUAAUCUACAAUUGUGUGGCUCAACCGUUGGUCUACUUGCAGCCCGAUAAACAAUUGAAAAUGAAGAACGAAGAUGCGGAUAAGUUUCAUCGCAUUCUACUAGUCGAUCGCAUGGAAUAUAUGCUUGAGGCAAUGGCUGACGAUGAACAAUUCAAAGACGUAGUGAUGGAGAAUAUCGAAGAGUUGCUCGACCUAUUAUUCGGUGACAAUAAAAACACUUUCAUUUGAAAACAAUUA